GGGAUCCUGGGACUGGGCCUUUCCGGAAGGAUCGGCUCGGCGUCCUGCGCUGAUCCUGUGUUCCAGGCUGAGGCGACAGGCCCAGGCCGCGUUCCAGGCCCUGGCUCGGAGACUGGCCGCUGGCCGUGGCGACGGGCCGGCGACGCAGCGAAGGGCGCAGCCGGGCGCCGAGGCGUGUCCGGCGUCGCCGGUGAGCGAGCCGCAGAGCGGCAGGACGUGGCGGCGCCUCCCCCGCGGCGGCGAGCGGAUCUGCUGGAGGAGCGGCGGCGCAGGCCGGACGAGGUGAACCGGGUCAUUUCCCUGCCUUCGGGUGAUGAAUCAUCAGCCCGAGAGUUAGCUUUGAGGUCCACAGCCUUUUGUGGUCCAGCUGCUGAACGGUGUGCAGAGGGCGACGGCCCUGCUGUGUCCUGAGGGGCGCCGCGGUGACCGCCGGCCCUCGGUCAGGGAAGUGAGCGCCCUCGUACCAGAGGAAGGCUUUCACAUGAAAGUGUCCCUCGGUAACGGCGACAUGGGCGUCUCUGCCCAUCUGCAGCCUGGCAAGGCAGGAACCACGCGUUUCUUUACCAGCAAUACUCAUAGUUCUGUGGUUCUGCAAGGCUUCGAUCAGCUAAGAAUAGAAGGAUUGCUUUGUGAUGUGACUCUGGUCCCGGGCGAUGGAGAUGAAAUCUUCCCCGUUCACAGAGCCAUGAUGGCGUCUGCUAGUGAUUAUUUCAAGGCUAUGUUCACAGGUGGAAUGAAAGAGCAAGAUUUGAUGUGCAUUAAGCUUCAUGGGGUGAACAAGGUUGGUCUGAAGAAGAUCAUUGAUUUUAUCUAUACUGCAAAGCUGUCUCUUAACAUGGACAAUCUUCAGGACACCCUUGAAGCCGCUAGCUUUCUGCAGAUCUUACCUGUUUUGGAUUUCUGCAAAGUCUUUCUCAUAUCAGGAGUCUCAUUAGAUAACUGUGUGGAGGUUGGACGAAUUGCUAACACCUACAAUCUCAUAGAAGUGGAUAAAUAUGUGAAUAAUUUCAUCCUGAAGAACUUCCCUGCGUUACUGAGUACUGGAGAGUUUCUCAAACUCCCUUUUGAGCGGCUUGCCUUUGUGCUCUCCAGUAACAGUCUGAAGCACUGUACUGAACUUGAACUCUUCAAGGCCGCUUGUCGCUGGCUAAGGCUGGAAGAUCCUCGGAUGGAUUAUGCUGCAAAAUUAAUGAAGAAUAUUCGAUUUCCACUGAUGACCCCACAGGACCUCAUCAAUUACGUGCAGACUGUAGAUUUCAUGAGAACAGACAACACCUGUGUGAAUCUGCUUUUGGAGGCGAGCAAUUACCAAAUGAUGCCCUAUAUGCAGCCAGUGAUGCAAACAGACAGAACUGCCAUCCGAUCCGACUCUACUCACUUGGUUACCUUAGGGGGAGUUUUGAGGCAGCAGCUGGUCGUCAGUAAAGAGUUACGGAUGUACGAUGAAAGGGCACAGGAGUGGAGAUCUUUAGCCCCCAUGGAUGCCCCUCGGUACCAGCAUGGCAUUGCUGUCAUCGGAAAUUUCCUUUAUGUGGUUGGUGGUCAAAGUAAUUACGAUACGAAAGGAAAAACUGCCGUGGACACAGUGUUCAGAUUUGAUCCUCGGUAUAAUAAAUGGAUGCAAGUUGCAUCGUUAAAUGAAAAGCGCACGUUCUUCCACUUGAGCGCUCUCAAAGGACACUUGUACGCAGUUGGUGGCCGCAGUGCAGCCGGCGAGCUGGCCACAGUAGAAUGUUACAACCCAAGAAUGAAUGAGUGGAGCUAUGUUGCAAAAAUGAGUGAGCCCCACUAUGGCCAUGCCGGAACAGUGUAUGGAGGCUUAAUGUACAUUUCCGGAGGAAUCACGCAUGACACUUUCCAAAACGAGCUCAUGUGCUUUGACCCAGAUACUGACAAGUGGACUCAGAAGGCGCCGAUGACCACCGUCAGAGGCUUGCAUUGCAUGUGUACGGUUGGAGACAAGCUGUAUGUCAUCGGAGGCAAUCACUUCAGAGGAACGAGUGAUUAUGAUGACGUCCUAAGCUGCGAAUACUACUCACCGACUCUUGACCAGUGGACACCAAUUGCUGCCAUGUUGAGGGGCCAAAGUGAUGUUGGAGUUGCUGUCUUUGAAAACAAAAUCUAUGUCGUUGGUGGAUAUUCUUGGAACAAUCGUUGUAUGGUGGAAAUAGUCCAGAAAUAUGACCCUGAAAAAGAUGAGUGGCAUAAAGUUUUUGACCUUCCAGAGUCACUGGGUGGCAUUCGCGCUUGUACCCUCACGGUUUUUCCCCCUGAAGAAAACCCUGGCUCGCCUUCUCGGGAGUCGCCUCUUUCAGCACCUUCAGAUCAUUCUUAGCCCUAACGUGUAAUAUCCUUGCCGUGCAUCAUGGAUAAGCACCUAUUUCCCCUUCAGUUGUAUCUGCUUACAGUGAUUGGUAGUUGUUAGAUAAAAAGGUAAUGUUAUUUGUCUUGCUUGGCUUAGUGUGUUUAUCUAAUGGUUAACAAAUGCAUUCUGAAAAUGUAUUCCACAUAGCCAACUGUUAACACGUGAAAGAAGUUAUGUAGAACAAUGUUUCAAUUAGAUGUCUUUUGUGGUGUUGUGUAAGUCAAAUUGUAGGUGACUGUAGUAAGUGUGUAAUUAUGUUCAAAUCCUUCCAAGUUUUCAUCUUUGAAAAUCAUCAAAGGGAGGUUUGCUCUAACUAAAAAUAAUAAAUGGAAGGUCACCAAUUCUUGGCCACCUCCCUCUUUUCAAGAGUUUUUAAUAUAUCAACUCAUUAGGUUUUGUGGCUGCAUACAGAAUAUGUGACGUUUCUUAGGCAGAUAGGGGAAAUAGCAAGAUAUUAAUCAGAGAAACCAGUGUAGCCCUAAGUCAGUGCUUGUUUUCUCCCCUGGAGACACAGAAUGAGUGAAAGAAAAUAUAUGCAUGCCUUAUAAAAAUAUACACACUGAUAAUUCUAAAAUUAAUUGGCACUUUAGCCACAAUAACAUUGUUCUUAAAUUUGAAUUUAUUUUCCACAAAUCAGCUAUUUAAGUGGAAAUUUAGUAUCAAAAUAAAAAUCUGUUUAGUCAUACUGAAUUUAGAUAGGUACAUUUUACAACAUAUUAAAUUGGCAACCAUAUUUGCCAUCUGGCUGAAUUUGGCUAUAAAUUGUGGAGCUUAAAUUUUUGUGCUCGUAUAUUUUCUUGUAUAUUUGUUUUCUUUAGAGUUGCUUUUAUAAACAUUAUUUUGGAAAGUUCAUAGAAUUUGCUUUUUUUUUGCUGUAUAUGUGCUGCUGAAGCGAGCACGAUGGCUUUUUUUUUUUUCUUUCUUCCUUCCUUUUCAGUAAGGCUUAGGAUAUGACCAAAAAAAGCACAGAAAAACAUUCUGAAUGAAACUACGGGAUUUGAAGUUCAGUCACUGUGCCAGGGUUAUUUCCGGAUUGGGUGAUUGCCCUUGGUGCCACACCAGCCCAUGUGCAUCAUGAACUGUGUGGUCUGCCUUAAGGUUAUGAUCUGAGCAAGCAGUAGAUACACUCUUUUGUAUCAAAACAAACAAAAAAAUGUCCUUUUGGCCACAUCUCAAGGACAGGACCAACUUCAGAUUCCCUCGGAAGCCAUCUGUAGAAAGGGCAAAGCACGGUUGUCCUGCAGAUGGUGCUAAAGUAGAUAUGCAGCUUGUUGUGUAUCAGUGCUAAUCUCUGCUGCUUGAGAAUUACAUGGGGGAGGUUCUCCUGGGACCUUGUCAGCAAAAGGAGUUGUAGAAGUCUUCUGUAAUAAUGAGUGAUUCUGAGGAGAUGGUUUCUGGGAAAAGUUGUUUACCUUGAAAAAAAGACAUUUUAUAUAUACAUAUAGGCUUUUAUAUGUAUAUCCCUCUACCUGGUGGACUGUCAUAAAUCAGGAACAGCUCUAGUGUCAAUCUCAUAAAUAAACUCAGGAACCAAGGUAAAAGGAAUUGGCUUCCAGGGAUCUGAACUUUACUAACUGCCUGUACAAGUAUUGAUUCGUUUUAAUGGUUUCUAUGUUUUCUAAGUUUCAUACUAUUUUUUUUUAAGGACUCAGUUUUUUAUCACUAAAAGUAGCAUAUUUGGCAUAUAUUUAGAAGAUAGAAAAAUAUAGAAAUUGCUGUUAACUAUGUAUUGAAUAGGCAAGAAAUGGCAUCUUAAUCUUUAUUUUUUUUGGAAAUGAGAUUGAAUAGUUGUGUAUUUCUGGUAGCUGUGUUUUAUGUUAGGUCAAAUGUUCCUGUCCUUUGCCCUUGUGAUAACUAUUGCAAUUGCAUUGUUUUUCAUACCAAAUUCUUCAACUUCUUUACAUAAUAAAUAUAAUUUAACUGGCA
Molecule: messenger RNA, 4291 nt
Organism: Ochotona curzoniae (black-lipped pika)
Lineage: Eukaryota; Metazoa; Chordata; Mammalia; Lagomorpha; Ochotonidae
Gene: KLHL9
Product: kelch like family member 9
Exons: 1
Coding region: 482-2335 (617 amino acids)
Biological process (GO): protein ubiquitination; regulation of cytokinesis
Cellular component (GO): Cul3-RING ubiquitin ligase complex
Molecular function (GO): cullin family protein binding; ubiquitin-protein transferase activity
Source: RefSeq, a predicted model, not a curated record